Molecule: messenger RNA, 984 nt
Organism: Chiroxiphia lanceolata (lance-tailed manakin)
Lineage: Eukaryota; Metazoa; Chordata; Aves; Passeriformes; Pipridae
Gene: CIMIP5
Product: chromosome 3 C2orf50 homolog
Source: RefSeq, a predicted model, not a curated record
AUGAAGGAGGAGGAGGAAGAGGAAGAAGAGGAGGAGGAGGAGGACGACAAUGAUGAUGAGACUGAGGAGGAUGAGGACAAAGACAAGUCUCAUGGAGCAUCUGCCCUGCUGGGCCUGAGCAUCAUACAGGGUCAAAUCAGACAGGGACAGAGAGCAAGUGAGGAGGGAAGAGGCUUUGAAAGUGCGAACAAGAGCAGGUUUAACUUUCUGAACAGUCACAAUAUACCAAACAGUGCUGGGUAUAUGGUAAGUCUCAAAAGGGACAAGUUGGGAAAGGGUUCUGGAUUCAGGAGAAAUACCUUGGUCAGGUCUUGGCAACCAGCAACCACACCCCUGGGGCAACCAGUCCCAGCUCCAUCUGUUCUCAGCAGCACCCAACCAACCAGACCUGCCACCGCACAACCGGCUACUCAGGCCUGGGCAGAUGAGCAGGCAGCACUGCAGCCAGACCAGGUCCAACAGGAUAAGAUCUGGACAGAGUCAGCUGAGGCCAAACAGAGAGGAAGGCAAAUCUGGUACCAGAACUGGAGUUUCCUUAAGGACUAUGACCAAACAGUGAAGAAAGGAGCUCAAGCUACUGCCAAACUAUAUACACCUGUGUUCUCAAGCAAAGUUCCCAAUCUGACCAAUCAAACUAUCCUCAGUCAAAUGAACAUUGAGCUUGGCAGAGCUCUGGUUAUGGAUUAUUUUUCCAGCAGUGGAGCACGAAAGAGGAAACUUGAGGGUGAGCUCCAACUUCCUAGUGUUUCAGUAACAAAGAGUCAUUCCAACACCAACAAUCUGAAUCUGGAGCGGAACGUGUCUCGGCCCCGACACCGACGGAGUUCGACAUGGGGAGGCCUCAACCAGCGGCCCGAGAGCUCCUCCCGGGCAGCGUUCGGCACCACUGGGACGGGGGUGACCGGAGUCCUGCCCCUCCCGAGGGCACCGGGGAUGCCGCCGCCGGGUCCAGCUCUGCCCUCCCCGCGCUCCGGGCGCCAUUAG